AUGGACGCUUUCUUUGCCUACUCACAGGCUCUGGGUUUGAUGUACGGAGGAGUGACAGAGUAUAUCGACUUGAUAGAACGGUUUGAGAACGGGGACGUAGUCUUUGAACCAGUGGAGGUCUUCGAUGAUCCGGACCCUUUGCCAACAUUUGAAGAGCCGGUUGAAGCUGUGCUGGGAAAACGGCAGCGAGAGGAGGAGGAAGAAGAGGACGAUGAAGAUGACGACAACGAGGAAGAAGAGGAUGAUGACGACGAGGAUGAGGAUGAUGACGAUGACGACGAGGAUGAUGACGACGAGGACGAAGACGAAGACGAAGACGAAGACGAAGACGAAGACGAAGACGAACAUGAGGACAAGGUCGACGACUACGAGGACGGCAAGGAGGAGAAGGAGGCCGAGGUAGGCAAACAUGGUGACUACCAUGUGCCGGUGAAGGAAGAGGAGGAAGAGGAGGAGGAAGAGGAACCGGAACCAGAAGAGGAUAUGCAGGUGGAAGUGGAAAGUGGACGGGAAAAGGAGGAGGAGGGGGAGGAGGACAAAGAGGACAAAGAUGAUGAAGAGUACGUUGACGUGGCCGCGGAGGAAGCGUACGUAGACCAUAAGAAGCGCCAGACUGGAAGGAAGAUUCAUAGCGUAGUCCCUUCCGGCGAAGGACGAAUGGGGAGUCAACCUCCGAGAAAGCGCCAGCGUCUUGUGAAGAAUAAGACAGCGCAGAGGACGAAGGUGGGAAGGGAGAAGCGCACGGUGGUGUGCUUGGUGGAGAGCUGUCAGCUGAAGGGGACCGUGAAGUCUCGGGAGCGCCACAUGUUGGCGGAGCACUUCGAGGGAGAGAACAAACUGUGGCACUGUCCCACAUGCAGGAAAUUGCUGUCGCGGCCAGAUGGGCUGAGGCGACACUGCAACCUAUUCCCUCAGUGCAACGCGAAGGCACCGCGACGGGUGGAUGGAAUCAUCGACUACAAUGCGUGCAUGGCGUUUAAGCAUCCGUGGCACAGGAAAGGGCCUUUACGGAGGUUGCGUGCGCCACUCCCUGAGCACAGGGACCCCUUGGAGCAAGAGUUAACCAUGUUACGGGAGGAGCUCGGGGUGGAGCCAUGGUCGCCAAAUUGA
Molecule: messenger RNA, 1110 nt
Organism: Sparassis crispa
Lineage: Eukaryota; Fungi; Basidiomycota; Agaricomycetes; Polyporales; Sparassidaceae
Exons: 4
Coding region: 1-1110 (369 amino acids)
Source: RefSeq, a predicted model, not a curated record